This is a messenger RNA of Aspergillus clavatus NRRL 1, 2589 nucleotides long. Its product is annotated as putative PHD transcription factor. Gene Ontology annotation, cellular component: Set1C/COMPASS complex. Bases 1 to 2589 code for a protein of 862 amino acids. NCBI's taxonomy places the organism in Eukaryota, Fungi, Ascomycota, Eurotiomycetes, Eurotiales, Aspergillaceae. The record is from RefSeq and is a predicted model, not a curated record. The transcript has 2 exons. Gene Ontology annotation, biological process: positive regulation of DNA-templated transcription.
AUGGCCCAAGACGCGGUCGCGCACGCCAAUUCCAGCGACUGGAAAGGCACGAUCCAUGUCAACGGGACGGCUACCAACCCCUACGAGACAAAUCCAGAUCUGAUACCCCCGGCGGAUCCUUUUAUCUCUCGGAGCCCGCACUAUGGCCGCUAUGCCCCGCGCCCUGAAGACUUCAAACCCCGCUACGAUGAUUGGCACCAAUCCGAACCAGAACGCAUGUCUUACUGGGAAGAGGUCGUACGGAAAUCGUGCAUUCCAGAAAAUUCCCUAAACGUGCCUGGAACAAGAGAAGUCUACGCUGCUGGCAGCAUACUUAUCAGAGUUGACCAGGAACCGGCAGUGGAUGCAGCAGCAGAGCGAUACUCUCAUGCCAACGAGAAUGAAUUGAGCGCGGAGAAGAAAGCAGAGGAUGCGCUUCGAGAGCUCGGUGUAGCUGUGCCGGUCAUAUACUUCUGUGGGAUAGUGGAUGGAAAGAAUGUCACCGCGGAGUCUAGAAUUCCUGGUGUUUCUUUAGAGGUCGCAUGGAAAUAUCUCACCAUCGAAAAAAUCGGUGCUUUCAAACAGCAAUGUCGCCGUAUCGUUCAGCGGUUAGCAAUCAUUGAACCUGCUCCACUGUCUGGAUCAUAUGUCUGCAGCGAACUCAACUCGCAAACACCCCCGGGCGUCCAGGAUUCCGAACGAGACAUCCUAUUUCCAGACAGCAAGGGAAAUGAGAAACUUUAUUUUGUUCACAACGACAUGAUCCGGUCCAAUAUAAUUGUCAAUGAUGGUCGGGUGGUUGGGCUUCUCGGCUGGCGACGCAGUGGAUUCUUCGGUUUUGAGAGAGCAAACGAUAUACAUCGUCAGUUUCGGAUUCCGGAGCCCUUCCUUGUCGAUACUUCUGGGGUCAAUGUGGCCCAGGUCUGGGCCGACCUCUAUGAUGAUAUACCGGAUGUCAAUGGGGUCACUGUGCCUGCAGAGGUCUUUGACCGACCUGGUUCUGAAGUCAAGGUUGAGUCCUCAAACAUAUCUUUGGACAAGUACUCUGGCGGCAACGAAGUCGAAAACAGGUUUGGUCUGGCACAAUUUGAUGGUACACAUUUGCCAGAAGAGCAUCCAACUCCAAGGAAAGUCGCAAACCUCAAGAAUGAAUGGGCGUCAAGAGCUUCAUCCACAGAUCGUUCAUCACCAUCCGGUUCCGUUAAAGGCGCACCAUCGCGAAGAAAAUCCGCCCCCGGCGCUUCGAAAAAGGGAACCGCCAAGAAACAAGCGACUAAGAAACGCAAACUCAACGAUCAAGACAGCGAGAGUGUGAAUGGUCGUCGCUCCAAUACCCCUGCUUCGGUGCGCGCCGGCAAACCGCCUGGACAGAAAAAGCAGGGUUCCGUAUCUAUUGCUGGUUCCCCGGCUCCCGAGGCUAAGAAAAGGAAGAAGAAUGCCAAGGAUGUUAUAGAAGAACGGGCCGGAGAGGAAGACGAUGACGAUUCAUCGGAUGGGGAUGAGGUCUUUUGCAUUUGCCGCAGAGGCGAUAAUCAUACCUGGAUGAUUGCUUGUGAUGGGGGAUGUGAUGAUUGGUUUCAUGGAAAGUGUAUCAACAUCGAUCCCAAGGAUGCAGAUUUGAUUGAUAAGUAUAUCUGCCCAAAUUGCAAAGCUAAUGGCAAGGGAUGGACAACAUGGAAGCCCAUGUGUCGCCUGAAAGAAUGCCGCAAACCUGCCCGCGUGACGAGAAAGAAUCCGAGCAAGUAUUGCUCCGAUGAGCAUGGUCGAGAAUUCAUGCGCCAACGGGUCCAGCUUCUUAACAAAAACACCGACGACCCUGCAAAGAGAGCAUGGGAGGAGCUUGGCAGCAGAGGCGGCGUCCUCACCGUUGGGGAUCUCAACGCAGUGGUGAUGGCCGUUCCCUCCGCCGCGGAAUUCCGCAAACUCGGCGAGCAUAUCAUAGCCCCGCCACCGGGCGAGGUUGAUCCUGAAACGGGAGCUAAAAUCUCAAGCACUAAGAAGCUUGGACUGGACGUGGACCCCGAGGGUCUGACUUAUUCUCAUGAUGAGACGUCGAAACUCGAACAAGUACGCAAACACCGCGACGAUCUUCUCCAUCGUCGCGAGAUGCUCAACGCUCGUACCACGUUCCUGGCCUUCGUGCGCCAGCGAUCCAAGGCCAUUUUGGAUAAGCUGAAACAGACAGACCCCAAGGGGGGAUGGAAGGAUAUCUGUGGGUUCGAUUCCCGUCUCGCGUGGUCAGACGAGGAAUUCGAUGAAUGGAGGCUGUCGGAUCUUGGGAAAAAAGCCCUCGAAGAAGGCACUCCAGAGGCGCUUGCAUCCAGCUACUCGGAUGCUUUGGACGGGGAUGGCGACACGGCCAUGGAUGAUGAUACCCAAGGGGAAGAAGAUGAGCUGGCGAAGCUGUCCCGGGGCGUCUGUACCAAGAAACGAUGCGAGCGACACAAGCAAUGGGUCAAGAUUCAGCAGUCCGAGCUCCUCUUCGAGGAGAACACGCUGAACCAUGACCUCGCCACAUGCGAGAAAGAAGCCCAGAAUGUGGUGGAAAGAGCUGUGCUGCGGAUGUGGGCUGAGAAGGACAAUGCGCAGAUUAGUAGCGAGGCUGCGUAA